AACAUGGCGGCCGCGGCCAGCCCGGCGUCCCUGGAGUCGGCUCCGCGGAUCAUGCGGCUGGUGGCCGAGUGCAGCCGCUCCAGGGCGCGGGCGGGCGAGCUGCGGCUGCCGCACGGGACGGUGGCCACUCCCGUGUUCAUGCCGGUGGGCACGCAGGCCACUAUGAAGGGCAUCACCACGGAGCAGCUGGACGCCCUGGGCUGCCGGAUCUGCCUGGGCAACACCUACCACCUGGGUCUGCGGCCGGGCCCCGAGCUGAUCCAGAAAGCCCACGGCCUCCACGGCUUCAUGAAUUGGCCCCACAACCUGCUGACGGACAGCGGCGGCUUCCAGAUGGUGUCCCUGGUGUCCCUGUCCGAGGUGACGGAGGAGGGCGUCCGCUUCCGCUCGCCCUACGACGGCGAGGAGACCCUUCUGAGUCCCGAGAGGUCCGUGGAGAUCCAGAACGCGCUGGGCUCCGACAUCAUCAUGCAGCUGGACGACGUGGUGAGCAGCACCGUGACGGGCCCACGCGUGGAGGAGGCCAUGCACAGGUCAGUCCGCUGGCUGGACCGGUGCAUCGCAGCCCAUCGGCGGCCGGACAAGCAGAACCUCUUCGCCAUCAUCCAGGGCGGCCUGGACGCAGACCUCCGGGCCACCUGCCUUGAAGAGAUGACCAAGAGGGACGUCCCCGGCUUCGCCAUCGGAGGCCUGAGCGGCGGCGAGAGCAAGGAGCAGUUCUGGCGCAUGGUGGAGCUCAGCACCUCGCGGCUGCCCAAGGACAAACCCCGCUACCUGAUGGGCGUCGGCUACGCCACGGAUCUCGUGGUCUGCGUGGCUCUUGGAUGUGACAUGUUCGACUGCGUCUACCCGACCCGGACAGCGCGGUUCGGCUCCGCCCUGGUGCCCACGGGGAACUUGCAGUUGAAGAAGAAGCAGUACCAGAAGGACUUCGGCCCCAUCGACCCCGACUGCACCUGCCCCACGUGCCGGAGGCACAGCCGGGCCUUCCUGCACGCGCUGCUGCACAGCGACAACACGGCCGCGCUGCACCACCUCACGGUCCACAACGUCGCCUACCAGCUGCGGCUGAUGAGCGCGGUGCGCGCCAGCAUCGUGGAGCAGCGCUUCCCCGAGUUCGUGCGCGACUUCAUGGGCACCAUGUACGGGGACCGCACCCUCUGCCCGCCCUGGGCCACCGAAGCCCUGGCCUCCGUGGGAAUCACCUUGGGCUGACCCGGCCGCGCGGGCCAAGGGCGCUGGGCCGGGCAGAUGUUCUGAGUGGUUUUUAUUACUGUUUUUUAACUACAAUGCUAACCGUGCGUCCGUGGCUUCCUCUUCCUGGGACGGUAGGUCCCCUACCUGAUGUGGCCGUCACCACCCCUGGGUGUCCCCAGCUUCCGAGAGGUGGCCCCCAGCAGCAGCUCAAAGAGCUGGAGACCCCUUGGCCCAGCCCAGGUUGGGACCUCUUCGGUUGUUCUCCGAAUACACUGGAGGGGGCGCUGUGCGCCCGUCUUUGGACGAGGGAGGAACUGGCCCUGGGGAGAAGUGGCUUGGCCAAGGUCACCGUCCAGGAAGUGGCAGCUCCACUUGGGGGCCUAGGCCCUCUGCCUUGACCCUGUGGGCAGUGUGGCUACUCCUGGCACCGGCAGGGCUGCCCACGGGUGCUUCCGCCCCGCGCGGCACCGUGCUGCCUCCCGGGUGUCGGCGGGGGCCUUCCAGAGGUUCAUGGGGAAGGCGUGGGGUGGGGGUGGGGUCCAGAUGCCCGCACCCCGAGCUGCUGUCCCUGGUUGCAGUCCCGGCUUUGCACGCUGGGAGGCCGUGGUGAGGCUGAAGCUCUUGGGGCCACCCAUGCCACCCACAUGGCCACGGGGGUUGAGUUCCAAGCUCCCCGCGCGGGGCUCGCCCAGCCGUGGCUGCUGUGGGCAAGUGACUCAGUGGAUGGAAGACCUCUCUGACUGUCUCUCCCAACUGCCUUUCAAAUGGAUUAAAAUAUUUUUUAAAGUGAAUUUUGAAAAAAGUGUACCUUUCAAAACAUCUUGUGUCCAAAUAAACCGAAGUCGUCAUUG
Messenger RNA from Lepus europaeus (European hare), 2048 nucleotides. RefSeq names its product queuine tRNA-ribosyltransferase catalytic subunit 1 (gene QTRT1). The record is from RefSeq and is a predicted model, not a curated record. Bases 4 to 1215 code for a protein of 403 amino acids. Gene Ontology annotation, cellular component: cytosol. The transcript has 10 exons. NCBI's taxonomy places the organism in Eukaryota, Metazoa, Chordata, Mammalia, Lagomorpha, Leporidae. Gene Ontology annotation, molecular function: tRNA-guanosine(34) queuine transglycosylase activity.